Molecule: messenger RNA, 4491 nt
Organism: Penicillium chermesinum
Lineage: Eukaryota; Fungi; Ascomycota; Eurotiomycetes; Eurotiales; Aspergillaceae
Product: non-ribosomal peptide synthetase
Exons: 1
Coding region: 1-4491 (1496 amino acids)
Biological process (GO): amino acid activation for nonribosomal peptide biosynthetic process; secondary metabolite biosynthetic process
Cellular component (GO): cytoplasm
Molecular function (GO): phosphopantetheine binding; catalytic activity
Source: RefSeq, a predicted model, not a curated record
AUGUCUCCUUCUCUCUCGGCUCCUCCAGUGAAGCCUCAAAGCAGACUCAACGCGAUCUUGAAUGACCUUGCCCAGCAGUGCAAAAUCUCGCCAGAGCAAAUACAGGAUGUCUAUCCCUGUACUCCGCUUCAGCAGGGUCUAACAACACUCUCGGAGACCUCGUCAGGGGCAUACAUGGCACAGCAUGUCUAUACCCUGCAAAAAGAUGUCGAUCAGGAACGCAUGGCACAUGCAUGGAAUGCAGUAGUCCAGAGGCAUCAAAUCUUGCGCACUCGCAUUCUUCUGAUCGGAGAAAAUGCCAUGCAGGUGGUUUUGAAAAGGGAAGUGGACCAGUGGGGCGACUGCAGCGAUCUACACGCAUAUCUGAGCGCUGAUCAAGCGACUCCAUUGCAAAUAGGACAGCGAUUGUCGCGAUUAGCAAUCUCCAAAUCGCAUCUGGUUUGGAGUGCUCACCACAGUAUCUAUGACGGAUUCUCUGUUGAACUGAUUCUGCAAGAUGUGGCAACUGCCUAUUACGAUCGCGAGCUUCCACCUCGGCCGUCAUUUCGUCAUUUUAUCGAACGCACAUUUCAAAAGACGAAGAAAGAACAGACUGAAGUAUUCUGGAAGUCAAAGCUGGGCCAUAUUGAGAAAAUCAGCGCGUUUCCUCGAUUGCCUAGCUCUAGCUAUCGGCCUAAGCCCAACAGUAUCUACCAGCAUGAGGCGACUUUGUCCAUCGAUGGCCCCUCCAGUGUGACUAUGUCGGCAAUUGCCAACGCAGCCUGGGCAUUGGUCCAAUCCAGCCAUCUUGGAAAUGCAAGAACCACAUUUGGAACGACGCUCAGCGGAAGAAAUACCAAUGUGACGGAUAUUGAGAAAGUUGUUGGUCCUACUCUUGCUACGGUGCCCGUUUGUCUUGACACUAGGCGCAACCUGGCUGUCAAAGACUAUCUCCAAGCGACCCAGUCAUACUUCACGGAAAUGAUUCCGCAUCAGCACAUAGGCCUACAGAACCUGAAGAAGCUGAGCCCAGCUAUCGCAGAGAUUUGCGAUUUCCAGACCCUUUUUGCAUUCCAGCCUGCAGGGACAAGCGACUCUCAGCGACCAUACGGAGAUCUGCUCCUGGUUGAGACCAAGUCUGAUGUUGAUGCUUCUUUUUACAACUAUGCACUUACAGUGCAAUGCUCCUUGGGUAGAAGCGGGGCUUUCAAAUUGUUAGUCGCGUAUGACAACACUGUGAUCUCGGAAGUGGCGAUUGAACGGCUUACCCUGCAAUUCGAGCACAUUGUCUCGCAAUUAAUGACCAGCAACGGGUCUGAGAAGUUAAAAGACAUCGAUCUAGUUUCUCCACAUGAUCUGAAGCAGCUCAAUGAAUGGCACAGCAAAGCUGUAAAGUAUCCCGAGCCACAGCCCUUGGAUGCAUUCAGCCACCAUGUUGUUUCAGCUCCAUACGCAACAGCCAUCUCGUCCUGGGAUGGUGACCUAUCUUAUGAGAAACUAGAUGUCCUGGCAUCUCGGCUAGCGGGUUGGUUGAUUCAAGCCCGGGCUGUCGUCCCAGAGACUGUUGUGCCCAUCUGUUUUGAUCGCUCCCAAUGGAUGAUCGUCUCAAUUCUGGCUGUGAUGAAGGCUGGUGGAGCCUUCCUCCUCCUUGACCCCAUCUAUCCAGAAGAGAGGCUGAAAUACAUGAUUGAGAUGGCCAAUUCAACGACAAUUCUGGUAUCAGAGUCGUGCAAGAGGAAGUUCCAAACUUUCAACGGGUUGAUACAAGCCGUGGAUUCUUCAUGGCUUGAAACAAAUACAGAUGCCACCACCGUCCUUCCGCGAGAGCGCGAAAUGCCAGCUGACCGCGCAAUGUAUCUGAUCUUCACUUCAGGGUCCACUGGUCAGCCCAAGGGUGUAGUGAUCACUCAUAGAAGUUACGGAGUAUCUGCCGCAGGUCAUAUUCCGGCUCUGGGGCUGGACUCGGCCACACGUCAGCUUUUCUUUGCGUCCCCGGCCUUUGACCUAACCAUCUACGAGACUGUAUCUUCGCUUAUGGCAGGCAGCACGAUCUGCAUCCCAUCUGAAGAAGACCGAAAUGGCAGUGUCGCGCCGAUUAUUCGGAAGAUGGAUGUGAAUAUGAUCUCGUUGACCUCUUCCUACGCCCGGCACCUUGUUCCAGAAGACGUGCCAAGUCUUAAGACACUUGCUCUUGUGGGAGAACCCCUUGCUAGGGAUGUACAGCGUGUGUGGGCGGAUAAAAUCUGUUUGGUCAACGCAUACGGACCAACUGAAUGCUCUGUGGUCGCAACUUUGAAGCGCCUGGUAACAUUGGACUCAAACACUGCCAAUAUUGGCCCACCAACAACGGGCCGAGCUUGGAUCGUAGAUCCGAAUGAUGUUAACUCCAUGCUUCCCAUUGGAGCAACAGGAGAGAUGCUCAUCGAGGGUGGUCAUCUUGGACGUGGGUAUCUGAAUGACCCUGAGAAGACGGCAUCGAGUUUCGUCUUUAAUCCCCGCUGGGCAACUAGAACACAAUCUUCCGAGCCCCGACGGUUCUACAAAACGGGCGAUCUGGUGCGUUUUGAUGAGGAUGGAUCGCUUGUCAUUGAUGGCCGCAAAGACACCCAAGUGAAAAUUCGAGGCCAGCGAGUUGAGAUUGCUGAAAUCGAAUAUCAUAUGACUAAGCUAUUCGACAAAGCCGCUGGCACUGGCGUUGAGGCUUGUAGACACGACGAUCAAGUACAGCUUGUGGCUUUUCUGUUCUGUGCUGAAGGUGCCUGGGACGGCUCAGUAGGUGCAGAUAAAGUCCUUCAGCAACUGAGCAGCGCCGCUAUUUCCAGCGUGUCAGACAUCAAAAUGUAUCUCGAGAAACUGUUACCUUUCCACAUGGUGCCAACUCGAUAUCAAAUUUGGCCAAAGAUGCCCCUCAUGGCCUCUGGGAAACUUGAUCGGAAGGCACUCCUGGCAGAGAUUCGGAGCCCCAGCCGAGGCGUCCUUGAGCUUGACGAAACGGAUGUUGAAUUCCCCGUAAUCAGGGAAACAAAUGAGGUAGCGCUGAAGCUAAAUCAGCAGAUCCUGAGCCUCACAUCUGGGGAAAAGAUAGCAUCUCUUGAGGGUCGGGAUUUUCCGUUGUCAAUUCUGGGGCUGGACUCGAUCCAAUUGAUUAGACUUGUCACCUUCAUCCGGAAAGAGUACGGGACCAAGAUGGUUGUCGGUGUAUUGUAUGACCUGAAACUCACAGUGACCAGGCUGGGAGCACUGAUAACAGCAUCGCAAUCCGACAAGAAUGAGAAUCCUCGUGGCCCAGCCCUGGAUCUCUCAAAAGAACUUCAAAGUGUCUGUAGAGAGCUAACUCGACGCUCUGAAUCAGCAAAACACAAGCGAAGGGUCUUCCUGACGGGCGCAACAGGCUUGUUAGGCUCACAGAUUCUCCGACAGUUGCUCACGGAUCCGCAUGUACAGAAGGUAAUUAUCCAUGUGCGUGCCACCAGUGCUGCCAAAGGCCUAGCUCGAGUCGUGGCUGCAGCAACUUUGGCAAAGUGGUGGUCGCCGUCUUACACGGAUCGGAUCGAGUGCUGGCCAGGAGACUUGAAGGAACCCCAACUUGGUUUGCAUCCAGACCACUGGCGGAUUUUGUGUGGAACAUCGGGCACAGAGUCCCGGGUUACCUCGAUCAUCCACAAUGGAGCUGCUGUUCAGUGGCAGGCGCCCUACCAAGCACUCAAGGCCGCCAACGUUGACUCAACCGUGGAUUUGUUGACAGCUGCCUCGCAGUGGUCUGAGCCUGGCAGUUUCACUUUCGUCUCUGGUGGGUUAAAGAGAUCGCCUGAGGAGGACUUUGACACAUUCUUGAGAUCUCUCGAGCAGGCGAAUGGCUAUAGCCAGAGUAAAUUCAUUGCCGAAGAGCUAGUUUCGCGCUUUGGAAGCCAUCAGUCGCUGCACCGCGUGUCGAUCGUGCGCCCAGGCUGGGUCAUCGGCACAGCGCAAGAAGCUGUCCCCAACACGGAUGACUUUUUAUGGACAUUGGUUCAGGCUUGUAUACAGAUUGGAUCUUACCCUGCCGAGGGAGGAGAUCUCUGGCUCGCAGUUGCAGACGUGGAAGAAGUUUCGACUCGUGUCUUAGCCACAACAUUUGCUGCUAGCGGCGACUCCCCCUCCAUCGAGAAUGUGGAAAACGGAACCACUGUGUCACACUUCUGGGAGUUGAUCAAAGAGCAGACAGGCAAGGAGCUGAAAGCCAUCAGCAAUGAGAGCUGGAAAGAAGCUGCACAGAACUUUGUUCGAGAUGGGCGGUCGGGCCAGGACCAGUUCCUGCCUAUAUUGGCUAUGCUGCAGGAUCCCCAGAUGAGCUUUGGCGUGAAGCAACCAUCCCAAAUCACUUCUAUCAAACAGGUCGACGGUGCAUUGAAGAGUAAUAUUCAGUCACUUGUUGACGCGGGUUUCUUUUCUGGUGCAGAGACCUUUUCUCCAAAUGCGUCCAAGCUGUUCUCCCGGUCUCGGGUCAAUAAGUCGUCGCCGGACUACGUUUGA